AUGGUCAAGCGAAGAGUCGAGCUUGAUGAUGCGGGUGAUGCGCUGAAAGAGAAGGAUUCGGUGAAGAAACGGAAAGUUGAUGAACCGCUGGUGGAGACAAAGAAAAAGAAAAAGAGGCGAAAUAAGAAGAAUCAGGACAAAAGCAAAGUCCUUACCAACGGCUCUGCACCAAAAGUCUCGCCGAAGAAAGAGAAGAAAAUCGACCCAUGGGUGACGAUUGAAGCGGGAACGGCAAAAGCUGCUGCCACUUUGCGAGUGAACGGAAAGGGUGAAGACGUGAAGGGAAUCAACGGAAGCUCAGAAGAAAAGAAACAACGAGAGCAGAAAAAAAAGAAGCGUCGUGGAUGUGAUGGAAGCGAGGGAAAUGUGGAUCGGCCCGUGCAAAGCUUUGAGCGAAAGCCGAAGAAUACCGAGGAUGACGAUGACAUUUUGGUUCUGAAUGCUAGCAACACAAAGAGAUCUCGCGAGGUCAUCAUUGAAGAGGUUGUCGACUCACAGACGGAUGGUGUCUCGAUCAAGAAACUGUCGCGCAAGAAAAGCUACACAAUGGAAGAAGGCGUUGACUAUAUUGUCGAAGAACCUGAUGACAAUAUUGAAGGAGGAAAAACACCGGAUUCGCCGAAGACCAAUGGUGAUUUGUAUGUAUCUGAUGAGGACUCGGACUACAUUGAAAGCGAAGAUAAUGAGGAAGACGAGGAGGAGAGUGAUGAGGAAGAGGCCGAGAUUGACCGAUUGCCUUUCUACAAUGGUCACAUCCAAGUCACCGGUGAUGAUGAAGACGAUGAGGACGAGGAGGCUUCGGAUCAAAAUGAAUACCUGGACAACGAGGCCGUGGAAAUGAUUGACUAUCACGAAAGUGAUGAGGAUGAAGAUGAAGAAGAGCCUUCGGGUGAAUCACUUGAUGGAGAAAGUCUGGUAGAUGAGGACAUCGACGAUGAAGAUGAUGUGGACUUUGAAUUGGAAGAAGAGGGAGAAGAACUCGAGGAUGAAAUUGUCGGAGAGGAUUCGGAUGCCGAAAGUGUCAUUUCUGGGGAGAGCCUUGAGGUGGCUUUUGAACACGAUCGGAAAGCUGGACAGAUUGAUACGCGCACAAAUGGCAAGAAAGGGCAAGAGAAAGAGGUGCCGAUCGAUUUCUCCAAAUUGCCUUUCAACACCAGCGACGAUUCGACGGUGGCCGCCACUCGAGCUCUCGGAUGGAUUCUCAGCAACUGCGGGGUGCAGUCGUUCUUUGAUGAGUUCUGGCAACAAAACGCGCUCGUCGUGCACCGACACAACAAGAACUAUUACGGGAAUUUGCUGAAUGUGAAAGAAUUUGGACAAGUAAUCGCAAAGGAACACGUUGAGUACGGAAAGAACAUCAACAUCGCUGAGUAUCGCGAAGGUUUACGGUACACGUUGAAUGGACAGGGACGAGUUUAUCCGCGACACUUGCAGAAUCAUUUGAUCGAAGGUCGAUCCAUUCAACUGGUGAACCCGCAGCGCUUCUUUCCGCGUAUUUGGUACCUCUGCGAGAUUCUUCAAGAGCUUUUUGGAUGUUUUGUUGGAGCGAACACAUAUUUGACCCCGGCCGGCUCAUCCGGAUUUGCGCCACAUUGGGAUGAGAUCGACGCUUUCUUGUUGCAAUUGGAGGGACGGAAAUAUUGGAAAGUUUAUGCGCCGGACAGCGUCGAGAAUGAGUUGCCAAGGGAAAGCUCGGGAAACUUCACUGACAAGGACUUUGUCGGCCGCCAACCGUGCUUUGAGGGCUGGAUUGAGCAGGGCGACAUGCUGUACCUUCCACGCGGUUUCAUUCAUCAGGCUUCAACUUGCAAGCAAACGCAUUCGUUUCAUGUGACGAUCUCCGUCGGUCGCCACCAUUCUUUCGCGGACAUGCUGGAGAAACUGAUGCCUAUUGCGUUAACACAAUUGGGAGAUAAAAGGGUGAAACUUCGUCAAGGACUUCCGCCUGGCUAUUUGGAUAUGACCGGUAUUGCCGAAUUGGACUACAAAAAUGAGGAACAUGAGGAUGAAAAACUAACAAUUCCGAUGGCCGGUCACAUGUCGGCUCUUAAUCGAAGCGUUCGUCAAGCAGUACCCUUUGCCGUCGAUUUCAUGGCCAGGGAAUUCAUGAAGACUGCACUUCCGCCAAUGCUCACUCCUGAUGAAAGGCGCCUAUCGGCUUUCGGUGAUGUGGACAUUUUAAAGGGAAAACGCGUGAUUUUCUCCGAUCAAUCCGAGGUUCGACUCAUUCGGCGACAUGCACAACGAAUGAUUUUCGAGUCGCCGGAAUCAUGCUUCAUCGUGCAUCGAAUGACGAACUCACUUGAUUACGAGGAACGCCCGGAGCAGCUUUUCGCUUUUCCGUUCAAGUUGAUCGACGAUUUUUGCCAACUCCAGAGCGCCUACCCGGAAUGGACGAAACUUGGCGAGAUCAGGACAUCGAAGGAAAACAAGAAAGGAAACAAGACGGUCAACAAAAAUGUGCUCGAAUUAGCUCGCCUUCUCUACGAUAAUGGACUUCUGAUGGUUAAAGAA
Molecule: messenger RNA, 2514 nt
Organism: Mesorhabditis belari
Lineage: Eukaryota; Metazoa; Nematoda; Chromadorea; Rhabditida; Rhabditidae
Source: the annotation of a GenBank genome assembly